UGUGCCUCUACCAUGAGCAGCCGGUGGUGUCACUCAACUACUGUGAAGAUCAACUACAGUGUAUCAUUCAAUCCCCGCUCUUACCUCACUACUACCUAGGAUACAUUGUAAAGACAUAUUUUUCUGAUGAUCAGCCAUGGAUGAAGAUGACAGCCAAGAUGAGCUGAUCAACCGUUCUUCCAAUAGCAAAGGGAAAAGAGCUGCAGCAUGGGCCAUCUCAGAUGAUUCUGAUGAAGCUCGUUCGGAUGAGGAGGUAGAAUCACAGAGUGGGGAGGAGGAUGAAACCUUAGAUGAGGAAGAUGAAGAAGACGAGGAUGAAGAUGAGGACGAUGAGGAGGAAGAUGAUGAAGUUGUGCCUAAGGAGGAAGGGGCAUGUGCAGGGACAUCAGCGGAUGCAGAAGGGAGCUCAGAUGAGGAGGCUGAGAAAUGUCCCAUCUGCCUCCAUUCAUUUAACAGACAACCUGUGGCCACACCAGAGAACUGUGAGCACUACUUCUGCCUUGACUGCAUCCUUGAAUGGUCCAAGAACGCAAACUCUUGUCCAAUAGACCGGACUAACUUCAAAGUUAUAUAUCUCAGAACAUGCUUUGGAGGCAAGGUGCAAAAAGUGAUCACUGUACAAAAGCCUGCAAAACAGUGUGAGCAGGACACUGUAGAUGUGAACCUAGAGGAAACAAGCUGUGAAGUGUGUGGAGGAAGUGACCGGGAAGACCGCCUUUUGCUCUGUGACGGCUGUGACGCAGGAUAUCACAUGGAAUGCCUUACACCACCACUUGAUGCUGUUCCAGUUGAAGAAUGGUUUUGCCCAGAAUGUGAAGCCAACAACCACCAAUCAAGGGUUUCAGCUACAGAAACAAGUGACACAGACAGCCUUCCUUCCACUGCACGCCAUGGCUCUCGCCGCUCUCGCUCCCAAGUGGGCCAGACCCGAGCUAUCGCCCGCACCCAGCACAGUGAGAGAGUCCGGGCCAAUGUUAAUCGCCAUCGGAUCACCCAGGCACGCACUCAGGAGUUGGCUCCUACAUAUCUGAUCCGAUCCACUUGGCUGGAUGAAACUAUAAAUGCUGUGGUGGCAGGUCUAAACACUGCAGUGUAUGUACGAGAUUUAACCUCACGACCUUCAUCAACCCGUCGCCGUAAAAGCAGGAAAGUAAAUGGCAGAAAAACCUCCUCAAAAAGUAAAAAGGGCAAAGCAUCCAGUAUGGGGGGCAAGAGACGAAAACGGAGAGUGAAAAGGAGAAAAUCCAGGAAGAAUCUGGUGAUGAAAAAGACGCCCACCCCUCGGAGUCGUAUUGCUAACAGUCUUGGCAUUGUGAAGGAAAGGAAGAGCUCAUCCCUUCCAACUGUUUACAGACCAUCUGAGAGCACUCUGAGCAGCAUGAGGGCAGACAUUGGCGCAGCAUCUCUGUCCAUCUAUGGGGAUCCAUUUGACCUUGACCCUUUUACUGACCGUGAGGAUGAGGAAGAGCAGACCAACGACUCUGCUCUGUUCGAAGCCAAGAGACGAGGGAUCUCACGCUCUGCCUUCCGCUCUCAUCAGCCAGUGGCACGGCCAGUUAGUCUCUCCAGAAGGCCUGUGAGCAUCCCACAAACGAGCAGUGUUGUUGAAGCAGCUCCUGUACCUGAUCUGUUGGGGAGCAUACUCUCUGGCCAAAGCAUGCUUUUAAUGGACAGUUCCGAUGUGGUCAUAAAUCGUGAUGGUUCACUUAAAGCUUCAAAACCAAUGAGUUUGACAAACACUAUAAGGCCAGGCAGCAGCAGAAGCAGUAGCUCUGGAGAUGGUGGCUCACAGACCACAGACAUGGACAGACUGGGAUCUUCUGAAAGCCCCAUAAAUACACAUUUUUCUCAGAGCUCUUCUACUUUAUCUCCACCUCUAGGCUCUCCACUAACCCCUACUGAAAUGUCUUAUCCCCAUGUCCCACCAAGAAGUAGUGCUUUUUCACAUGAGGUGAACAGGUCAAAUCAGAGGUUGGGCCACUCGAUAACAAAUGGAGUAAGAGAAUGUAGAGACAGUAGUUCUUCAGAAAGCAAAGUUGUCUCCCAGGCUCAUUCACUUAAGGCACCUACAAAACCUAUGUGGUUGGAUGUGUCCGUGCUCCCCAGAAUACCAAAAAUCAAAAGGGAGGGCAGUGUCAGUGCUUCUGUGAAAACUGAUGGUAAUACAAGUAGAAUGAAUGGAAGUUCAAACGGGAGCAGCUAUGGCAUACCUGAGACUGGCAUAAACAGACUGGCUGGGGACAAAGAGCGGCAUCAUUCUGUGGAUCAGCAGCAUGGCAGGACAGAUGGUCCGAGGAGCAGACCUGAUGGAGCAGGUUCUUCCUCAGGCUUCUCCAGCUCUUUCUCCUCUUCCUCACCUGCCUCACACACCAACCAUCAGAGAUUCUCUUCAGGAGGUUCAUCGUCAUCAUCCUCUUCUGUAAGUUUCCGCAUUAGCUCCAGUGGCAAUUCGUGGCAUUCUAGACGAUUAAAUAUUGCGUCACUAACUCCAAGUGGAUCUAGCCUACAAGAACAUUGUUCAAAAAAAGAUGAAGAAGAAAAAAAGAGACAAUUACGACGGGAUAAGCAGAAGCUGCUUGCAUCACGUUCCAAAGACAGUAAUAAUAUUUAUGAUCCUUUUAAUCCCACUGAAUCAGAUUCAGGCAGCUCAGAUGGCGAAAGUGAGGGUGUACAUACAGAGUGUAGCUCUCGACUUAAACCAGAGCCAGCCAAUUUAAAAAAGAAAGUUGUGUCACGAAGUAGGUGGGAUCUAAAACAAGGAAAAGAUGAAACACAGCGUCCACAUUCACAAGCUAAACCAGCUCCCACAACUGCUCAGGAAUCAUGCACAGAGCAACUAAAGGGCACUGAAGACAAUGUCACAUUUAAAAAAGGCUCUAUAUUCUCUCAUAUUGAGAUGCCGACUCCAUCUGACACUACUAUAAAGAAAGAACCAGAGUCUGAUACAGAUACUGUAAAACGUGUCUUUGAAUCAGAAACGGAUGAUGACACUCAACCAGUGGAGCAAAAAUUAAGUAUUAUCAAAACUGAGGAGACUGACAUAGAAGGUCCAACCCCUGAACCCCCUACUGAGCUUUGUGAUGACAGAGCCUCAGCUACAUCCAACUCCAGUCCUGUUAAAAAAUCAGAAAAGAUGGAAAUUAAGGACGAUUCACACAACAAGAACCAAACAAAAGAAUCAGUCAGUGACAAAAGCACCUCCAAGAAAAAAGAACCCUCUAAAGAUCAGCGGGCGCGGUCCAGCAGCCCAGACCGGGCAAAGAAACAAGCUAGCCCUGAACACGACCGGAGACAUGUCCUCACUGAGGCCAAACACGAAGGAGGUGAAAGGGAAAAAGACAAAGACAAAGCAAAAUCUUCCAGGCGCUCUCGGUCAAAGGAGAGAAGAAGAACACACAGAACCUCUGAAAGCUCCUCCUCCAAAUCCCCAGACAAGGCCUCCAAAAAGAGAAGACGCUCACGAUCACGCUCCAAAGACAAGAGGAGAUCCAGGUCAUAUUCUACCUCCAGCAGCCGGGAGCGAUCAAAGACAAAGAAAUAUAAAAGGCGAAGCAAAGAAAGAAAUGAGGAUAAAGAUGUGAAAAGACGCUCUUCAAAAGAUAAGAGGCGUGACCGAUCUCGCUCCAAGUCUCGCUCCAAAUCUCGCUCUAGAUCCAGGUCAAGAGAGAGGAGACGCGCUCGCUCCAAGUCCCGAUCUAGAAGUCGAUCGCGGUCCAGAGACAGGAGGAAGAAUGAGUCUCGCCAUCACUCAUCCAGAGACAAGGUGGACUCCCGUUCAAAAGAUAAGAAAAGGCACAGGUCCCGGUCCAGUUCCAGAGAGAGAAAGAAGACCAGAGAAGACCUGCCUACAGUCAAACAAAAAACAGCUGAUACCAGUAGAUCAACUGAUAAGGACAAAAAGCCAUUAAAAGACAAGAGAAAAGAUGAAACUUCCACAGCCAAAUCAGAAAAAUCUGGAAAAUCUGAAAAAGCCGAAAAAGCUGAAAAAAAUGAAAGGAGAAAAGAUGAAACUUCCACAGCCAAAUCGGAAAAAUCUGGAAAAUCUGAAAAAGCCGAAAAUGCUGAAAAAGCAGAAAAGAGAAAAGAUGAAACUUCCACAGCCAAAUCAGAAAAAUCUGGAAAAUCUGAAAAAGCCGAAAACACAGAAAAAGCCGAAAAUGCCGAAAAAGCAUCUAGAACGAACAAACCAGGCUCUUCAUCCUCUAUUUCUUGUUCUGUGGUUAAGAAAGACGCAACAGAGAUGAAAGUAGAAGAGAAUCCCCUUGAAGCUGUUGACAAAAAGGAUAAAAUAAAAAAAGAAAUCAAAAAGGAAAAAUGUGCAGUGCUUGAUAUGUUUGAAGGUAGUCCAACCAGCAGCAUUAUUAAACAGGAGCAUGUUGACACCCCUGUUUCAGCAGGUGAAGAUAAAAAUGGGGAAGACAUGCAUAGUAUUAAGAUUGAAGAGUGCCAGUCGGAUAAACCAGAAGCAAAAUCCCCUGAGGAGAAGCCCAUUGUUUUAGAUUUUAGCAUUGAUGAUGACAUACAUGCUACUACUGUGUCCACUCCUCCACAGGACCCACCAGAUCAAAGUACUGAGGGUCCAUUCCUUUCUAUAAAGCAAGAAGCAGUUCACGCAUCCUCCGACUCUGAUGAUGACUUUAAUGUGGACAUAAUGUUAGACAACCUGGACCUGGUCAAAUCCAAGUGUGAAGAGUCAACUGAAGCUACUGUCAAACAGGAAAAAGAUGAGAAGAGCGAGGGAGAGCCAGCUGCUGCAGCGGGCAAGGCCAAAGCACAAGUGAAAAGAGUCACAUGGAACAUAGAGGAGCCUGUGAGGCCUCAGCCUGACAAGUCAGCAAGCAAGGUGGCUUUGUACAAGCUAAAACUCAAGCAGGAGGGAAUUCGCAGACCUUCAGCAUCCACGUCCUCUCAGGACCUAACCGGAACUAGUGUAGGUGAUGCAACGAAGAGUGCAGACCCAGAAAGGUCCUCAGGAUCUGACAGUUCACAGGGACCUUCUGCCUCAGCACAGGGGCAGGGCGACGAUGGGGAUAUACUCAAGAAAGACAAGACCUACUUAAAGAAGCUUCACAUGCAAGAGAGAGCUAUUGAGGAGGUGAAGCUGGCCAUCAAGCCUUUUUACCAGAAAAGAGACAUUAACAAGGACGAGUACAAAGAGAUUCUACGUAAAGCUGUGCAGAAGGUAUGUCACAGUAAGAGUGGAGAGAUCAACCCGGUGAAGGUGGGCAAUCUAGUUAAAGCUUAUGUGGACAAAUACAAACAUGCUAGAAAAUACAAGAAAGGAGAUGAACCAGGUAAAUCACAGGAACUUAUACGAACUGACAGCCCAUGAUGAUAAGAAACUGUCCAUUUGGCAAAAUUGGACAGGUCACAUUGGAUUAUUUGGGGACAUAGUUUGAACAAAUAAAGUGUCUUUAGAGAUUUGAUGCUGGGAUUGUUGCUGCCAAGAGCUGGAGCAUUGCAGCUAAAUUUCUAGUGUCUUAAAGAGGCACGUUUUUACUGAUGUAUUCAUUAUGUUUGAAAGAGGACAUUGGAGGCUCUGGUGUUCUGUGUUGUUUUGUGGAAGGGGGAGGGUAUUUAUCAGAGGAAAAGUUUGUGUAGAAAAUAAAACCUGUCUAAUUGUCAAUAAUAAGAGGAAACAUUAAGGAACUAAAGUAAUAUGCAACUUUUGUAGAAAAUGGAUCAUCAUCAGGAAAUACAGUUUUAGACUUGUUUGUAAAUACUAUAGAUUUGAUUAAUUAUGUUCCAUUGUCACUCGACUACAGCAAAUGACAGUAAGUACUGGUAGGUUUGACUAACUCACAGAUAUGUUUUCUGUUGCUCGCUUGUCUUCCUCAUUUGCCAAACAUCUGUCUAUUGGGAGAAGACUAACUCCUCCCUUUAUUCAUACAAGACUGACACCCACUAUCACAUUCUUUCCAAGAGUGGCUUUUUGUACGAGGUUGCCGUCAUAGAUUUUUUUUCUUUUUGCCGUACAAUUAUAAAUCGAAACAGAAAUCUACACAAAAUGGGUAACAUUUCAAUUUUAUAAACGACAAUGAUCGUUAAAUGCUACUUUUCAAAUUGUGGUUCUGAGAUUCUGUGUAUUUUUAUUUGAUAAAUAUUUCAAAUGUGGUUUAUAAGGAAUCACUAUUCCUCAUAUGACCCAAAUAUGCAUUAAUUUUGCAUUCAACUGAACCGUUUACUUUCUAACCCUGGGUACAAAUGGUUGGUCACAGGAGCUAAAGUUUAUCCUGUGGCUUCAGUGUCUAAAUGUUUUAUUUACAUAAAAUGGUGAAUCUGAUUUUAAAAUGUGUAUGCCAUGAAAGGCUGUGAUAAAAUGACUCAUUCCUACAUUUGGGAUCAUUUCAUAUCAAAUGCAGUAGACAAGUCUCCUGGUCUCAUGUGCACUUCACAGCCUUGUUCUGACAUAACUGUGGAUCUUUUUUGUUUAUUAUUUGUAAAUAUUGUGACAUAAUGGCCAGGUGAGUGAUGAGCGCUUGAUUUAUGCAUUGUAAAGUUUUAUUAGAGCGAAAGCAAAACAUUGGUUUAAAUUAUCUAUUAAAAGGCACUCCUGUUAGUCAGAAUGUAUUUACUUUUUUCAAUUUGUUUUUGUUGUGUUUUGUAGAAGUGUUAACAAUAA
This is a messenger RNA of Periophthalmus magnuspinnatus, 6622 nucleotides long. It is a transcript of the gene phrf1, whose product is annotated as PHD and ring finger domains 1. Bases 137 to 5332 code for a protein of 1731 amino acids. The record is from RefSeq and is a predicted model, not a curated record. Lineage: Eukaryota; Metazoa; Chordata; Actinopteri; Gobiiformes; Gobiidae. The transcript is spliced from 19 exons.